AUGGGAUCGCAGACCGGGGCAGCUGCGCGGAGACAGGCGCUCCUGUGGCUCAUUGUAGUGUCUCAGUGUGUGUUGGCACUGGGGUGUGGACCCCACUAUGAAUUCGCCAUUGAGGAGUUCUGCCUCGCCAAAUUCAGACUGGACAUGCAAGAGCUGGACCAGAGACACUGGUGUAGCUGGGAGGACACAGUCGAACUCUACGGCGAGCUGACCAACUGCACGUCCCUGGUGGCGCAUAAGAUGGACUGCUUCUGGCCCAACAGGCUGGUGGAUGAGUUCUUCAUCCGAGUCCACAAGCACUACUUCCACAACUGCUCGCUGUCUGGACGGCAACUGAAGGACCCACCCAAUCGCAUCCUGGGUCCUUUCAUUGUGGUGCCCAUCCUGGUCACCCUCCUCAUGACUGCCCUGGUGGUGUGGAGGAGCAAGCGCAGCGAGGGCAUUGUAUAG
Cyclopterus lumpus (lumpfish) is the source of this 450-nucleotide messenger RNA. It is a transcript of the gene ramp1, whose product is annotated as receptor activity modifying protein 1. The record is from RefSeq and is a predicted model, not a curated record. The coding region runs from base 1 to 450 and encodes 149 amino acids. Gene Ontology annotation, biological process: G protein-coupled receptor signaling pathway; cellular response to hormone stimulus; receptor internalization. The transcript has 3 exons. Gene Ontology annotation, molecular function: coreceptor activity. NCBI's taxonomy places the organism in Eukaryota, Metazoa, Chordata, Actinopteri, Perciformes, Cyclopteridae. Gene Ontology annotation, cellular component: membrane; signaling receptor complex; cell surface.